CGUUCGCCCGCAGGUCUCCGCUCCGAGAACCGGAAGUGGCGUGUGGAACGGACUCGGCGCCGAGUUGGAGAGGCCUACGGAAGAGGCGGCUGUAGUGAGGGGUGGAUGAGGCCUGAGAGGCCGUCGCGGGAGCCAGACAUUGCCCAUGGAUGAAUUGGUGCAUGAUUUGGCCUCAGCCCUUGAGCAGACUUCUGAACAGAACAAGCUGGAUGAGCUGUGGGAAGAAAUGACUCUUAGCCCAAGGCAGCAGCGACGGCAGCUUCGCAAGAGGCGAGGACGCAAACGGCGUUCAGACCUAACACACCAAGCAGAGCAUGCUUGUUGCUACAGUGGAGCAUCUGAAUCCAGCCUGGAUGAAGUUGUUGAGGACUGCCGGGAAGUGCUGACUGCUAACUUCAGUGACUCAGAUGACAUGGCAGUAGCCAAACGCCAUCCAACACUCAGUGCGACUCUGAGAAGUAAGCAGCACUCGUGGCACGAGUCGGACUCAUUCACUGAGAAUGCACCUUGCCGGCCGCUAAGGCGCCGUCGAAAAGUUAAGCGUGUGACUUCAGAGGUGGCUGCUAGCCUCCAGCAAAAACUCAGAGUAUCUGAAUGGAGUUAUGAGAAGGGUUGCAGGUUCAAAUCUGCUAAGAAGCAGCGCUUGUCACGUUGGAAGGAGAAUGCUCCUUGGACAUCAUCAAGCCGAGGACUUUGUGAGUCAGCAGAGACCAGAGCCUUCCUCAACAAAGGGGGAAGAAGUGAGAGGAUGGAAUGUGAAGCAGAUGAACAGAAACAAGGCUCUGAUGAAAACAUGUCAGAAUGUGAAACCAGCAGUGUGUGCAGCAGUAGUGACACUGGCCUUUUUACCAAUGAUGAAGGUCGCCAAGGUGAUGAUGAACAGAGCGAUUGGUUCUAUGAGGGAGAAUGUGUCUCAGGAUUCACGGUCCCCAACCUCCUGCCCAAGUGGGGAUCUGACCGCCAGUCUGACAUGGAACGAAUGGAUUCCAGCAUUGAAAAAAUCUCAGAUACAACAUUCCUUCUGCCCUCUCGGCCUGCUACGAGAGGGUUUCAUGCCCGCUUGAACCGUCUUCCCAGUGUUCCUACCCGCUGCCUCAGGAAGGGCCGUAGGAGGCUGGUGAGCAAGGAGACCAUCAUGAGUGCUAUGGGCACUGAGAGGAUUAGCCACAUCAUUGGUGAUUCCUGCCAAAAAGAUUUCUGGUUGCCGUCAAUGGGAAUGAGAGAUCGCAACCAGUUCAAUCCACUAUCUCCUCUCUAUUCUUUGGAUGUUCUUGCUGACGCUUCCCACCGAAGGUGCUCACCAGCACACUGCACAGCCAGGCAGACUAAUAUACAUCUCGGACCCCCAUGUUCAAGGGACAUAAAGAGGAAGAGGAAGCCUGUAAUGGCAACAGCCUCCCUUUCCAGCCCAACUUCAGCAGCUUUAUCCAUCCACAUAGAUACUUCAGACCCAGGCCCUCCUGUGCCACACUCCCAGAGGCACCAGAACUGACUGAACAGGCAGAAGCAAUUCAUCAGAGACAAGCUGCAUUGCUACCACCCCAGGCAGCUUUUCAAGAAAAUGCCACAGGAGAUGGUCCUUGACUGCACUAGAUGGAGGCAGCUCUUCCUUUGUCAACUAGUUGGGCUUUUUAAUAUGUUGGACUUUGGAGUACGUCAGAAUUUUCCUUCUGGCAGUAGUUAUCCCUCAGUGUUAGCAUGUGACACACACCUCUGUCAGCAUGAUAUGUUUACUCCACUCAUCCUGCAAAUGAUGUUUGUAAAUCUAUAUAAAACACAUAAUCAGUGUUGGGGGUUUCCAUAUUUCCAGUGUUCCUGCUAUUGCUAUGCAAGUAUUUGUCGCACACUCUCAUUUCUAGCCCCAGAAGCUGCUUGGUGGCAUAUGCAAAAUGGUAUUUGGUUAUUGCAGGUGCCUGUCUUUGUUGCAAAGCUCUUCAUUUCUCAGAUACAUCUCAGUUGUUAGAAGAGUCCUGUGUUUAAUAGAAGAAAUUCUAUUUGCAGUUCUUUGGGGAAGCUGAGCCUGUGUCUUUUGUAAGCAUGAGACCCGAAAAGAAACCAGCAGUGAUCCCUGCACUAGAGUUGAGGUUAAUAGAGGAUAAACUGUUUUAUCUGAACUGGGUGACUUGAAUUUUAUAUCGGGAACAUUUCCAGAAGCUACGUGUUGGUCAGUAUUUUGAGGUUUGCCCCCCCUUUUAAUAUAGCAUUCUUGUUUCAGUUUUUCCUCCUGUAUCACUGGGGUAUCCUAGUAUUGCUUUUAAACUAUGGUUCCUUCCUUGCCUGUGUAUCCUACUGCAUGAGCCAGUGGAACCAUAAAUGCAAAAAUGGGACUGUCAUGUCAGGAAGCUUUCCAAUAUAUAACCUUAAAGCGAAUGACAAUGAAAUAGUGUUGGAAACUAUUAUAAGAAUCAUUUGAGACAGUAACCUGAACUCCAUAAGUUGCUAUGAGAAUAGCCUUUUAGAUGUGUGGUUUCAAAAUAGCCUUUGUGGAUGACAACCACUUGUUCUGUUGUCUUCAAGCUGGGAUAUUUCCUGCAGUAUAAAAAAGGAAUAUCCCUUUUUGGCAGUAUGUCCCCAGAAGCGCAUACUGUGUUUUAUUCUACAUUUCCUGAUUACAGUGUACUCACUAUGGUGUAGGUGUGUUAUAUAGUAGAGAGUGGUGCCUUCUCCCAACAACUCAUUCAUUGCUAGUAUAUGUGAACGAGGCUGCAAAAUAGUCCCAAGUCCUAGAUGCCAGCAUCAAAUUGAGAAGUCCAGACAACCAUGUUAUUUUUCUAGCACUACUUACAUUAGAGCACAUCAUCAUCCUUCGAUUAUUGUCUGGAGCCUCCCUUGUGGGGUUCUUUUCUCAAGAUGUGCCUCGUGUGUGCACGCAGAGUCAACUAUUAUAUUUUUGAUUGGAUCCUGUUGGCUUGAACGUAUAAGGAGAGGGUGAUUUAUUCUUGCAGGCUUUCUGUAGGCCAGGCACCCCCAAACUUCAGCCCUCCAGAUGUUUUGGACUACAAUUCCCAUCAUCCCUGACCACUGGUCCUCUUAGCUAGGGAUCAUGGGAGUUGUAGGCCAAAACAUCUGGAGGGCCGCAGUUUGGGGAUGCCUGCUGUAGGCAUUAGGUUGGCCUCUGGAAAUGCUGGUCUAGAUAGGCCUUUGGUCGGAUCCAGCAGGGCUUUUCAUACGCUUUUAAAGCCAGAGCAAAUGGAAUCAGGCUUGCUUCUGUGCAUACAGAAACUCUCACGAGAAGCAAAUCAGUGUUGUUUCGAUAUAGAUGAAGGGUUAGCAUGUUUCACUUAUUUUUGCCUUACAACUCAUAAAACGGAAAGUGUGAUAUAGGCACAAGAAAAUGUUCUUGCUCUACAAAAAUGAUAUCCCCGGAGAGCAUUUCUGGUUGUGUUAAUGAAUUUUAUAUGGGUUUAUCAAAUAAUUCAGAGCAGCUCACACAUGCCUUACUAGAAGAGUCACUUUAGUGAUGCCUUGCCUGUGUCUGAGCCAUUUGCACCAACCAUGUAUCCUAGGCACAAGCUCUGAUCUUCAAAUGCUCUGAGUCCUAAAUGUUCCAAAUACUCUGAAAUUGACGGAGCAAAGGAGCCUUUUAAUCCUGUGUGAAUGCACAAGACAAGGAUUUAUUUGAAUGGAUCAGUGAAGUCUUGAGAGACCUUGGAGAGCACCACCAUUAUCAAUACAUUGCAUCUGUGUUACUCAUGUUACUGUCUCCUGUGCAAACUCCCAUAUAAAUGAAUGGGAGCUACCACCUUGUUUUUUUGUAGCAUAUCAGACACACCUAUGUUGCACAAAAGGUGCGUCCCAAAUAUCUUGUAAUGCUUUUUCUGUGUCUAGAGUAUGGAAUCAGUAGUUGCUGGAGCACAGGUUAAGGUGGGGUUCAGAUGAAAAUAUUCAGUAACUGAGUUGCAUUAAGUGAUGAUGAGUUGCGCCAUCACCAAUUACUUAUUUUGUUUGCACUUGAAACUAGCUUUCCCCAUAUAACACUUGUAAAAUAUAACAAAAACCUGUACCUGGUUGCUUCAAGGUGUCUCAAACGUAGCCCAAACUUGCUAGUGUGUGGCUUUAUUACUGAGCUGCUCUGAGAUUUUUAUUUCCCUUAAAAGAAAUAAUUUGUAAGAAUGUAAAAUGCUUAUAUUGAUGUGUACAGUCACUGCUAUACUUAACGGGCCACAUACUCAAAAUAGGAUGAUUGUUUAGCAUGUGAACCAUGUAAGCCGGGCCUUAUGAAUUCCACACAAUAAUUUCCACAGAAUAAAGGGCAAAUUCUUCUUUAAAGGAAUGCAUAUUCUUUUAAGGAGAAGAAGCUCGAUUCUGUGACUAAAAUACAUUUAUGCAAGUAAUGCAUAUUGUGCCAAGUUCUGACUGCAAUGUGGGAUAUGGAUUUCUUUUUAAAACAAAUGUUUUACCAGGUGGAGGAGGUGGCAAGCAACAAAGUAGAAGCAACAAGAGGCAGUAAAAGUGUGAACAGAAUCUACAGGGCAUCUGUAACAGCUGCCUUAUUAUUAUUAAAUAUGAUCACAAAAUUGUGGAACCCACAUGACCCUGUAUAUAAGUGUUUGAAAAAUUGCAACCUUGUAACAAGUUAAAGAUUUUCCGUAUUACACUGUGGGUUCUUUCAGACAUGUUCUUUAGUCCUUCAAAUCACAGUUUGGUGGAUUGAUGUGUACUUCAGUAUUUCUUUUUUAUUUUAACCUGUAUGCCAAGCUUGUGACAUGCCCUCCCCCCAAAAAACAUAAUGUAAUCAGCUGAACAUAGUUGCUCACAUUGUAACAAUUCAUUUGGGAGAUACAAGUUAGUUUUAACUUGUACGACAAGAUCUAAUAACCAUAGGCUACUAAUUGCCUACAACAACAGCCACAUCAAAGAUGAACUAGCCAAUUAAUUGGGGCUGGAUAAAUAUUGUGAAUGGGGAUACACAUCCAGAUGAGCAUCGCCAUGAGCAGUGCAUGGGAUAGGCUGAUACUGUGUACAUAUCUCUUGCUAGAUCAGGUGCCAUUUUUGUUCUUAUCUAAUGAAGUUUAUUUCAUGCACAAGGCUUCUAAACUGAUGCAUGUUUGGAGAACCUGGAUAAAGAAGUGUUUCUCCUUCAUGACACCAGAAUUUGGAGGCAUUCAAUGAAACUUUUAGCAGAUUCAGGACUACCCCCCCUUCCCCCCAAAAGUCUUUGGACCGUGCAGAAUUUGCUGCCAAGAGUUGUGGUGGCCAGUAGCUUAUACAGUCGUACCUCGGUUUAAGUACACAAUUGGUUCCGGAAGUCUGUACUUAACCUGAAGCGAACUUUCCCAUUGAAAGUAAUGGAAAGUGGAUUAAUCUGUUCCAGACGGGUCCGCGGAGUACUCAACCUGAAGCAUACUUAACCCGAGGUAUGAGUGUAAUUGGUUCCGGAAGUCCGUACUUAACCUGAAGCGAACUUUCCCAUUGAAAGUAAUGGAAAGUGGAUUAAUCCGUUCCAGACGGGUCCGCGGAGUACUUAAACUGAAAAUACGUAAACCGAGGCGUACUUAAACCGAGGUAUGACUGUACAGCUUUAAAUGGGAUUAGACAAAUUCAUGGAGUGAAAUUCUGUCAGUGGCUACCAGGCAUGAUGAUUAUAUGCAAUUUCUGGGAUCCGAUGCCGUGUGCCAGUGAAUAUCUCUGGCUCAUAAGAGUGGCUUUUCAACAGCUGCCACGUGCAUGGUGCUCUAAACUUUCUGUGUGUAUCCAUGUGCUCUUACUUCUGAAUUGGGAUCCAGCAUGGUUUGGUUUUGCUACCACAAUCAGUGUUUGGCAAUGGCAUGUGGAGAAGCAGUAUCUAAAGCAGCUUCCUGCACAGGGCAACUGCCCUGUGCAUAGAGCUUCACAGAGCUCACACAUGGCAAGAUGAGCGUCAGAAACACUCCCUAAUAUCCCUCACCCUCAACAUUGCAGCUUGGCAUUGCAGAUCUAGGAGCCAAAUGCACAUAAUAGGCUGCUUUCAGUUGUAACUGGAUGUUUGCGCUUAUCUUUGGCACUUUAGCAUUAAACUGGAAGCAAUGCUGCGAAAAUCUCCAUGCUGACCUAUUGUAUCUGUAUAGUGCAAAUUGGAAAGGGGCCAGCCCCUAGAGUAAUGGAGCUGGAUGCAUAUCACGUUUGGGCCAAAUACCAUUGACAAGCCCCAUGCAGAGCUACUCAGCCAGGGCCUAUUUUCUGGCCUAGCCACACUGCUCUGCAUAUGUAAUGUUGCCAAGCACUUAUCUUUUAAACAAUAGCUUCAUGCCUGGGGGAGGCAACCAGUUAGUUGCAUUUGUAACCAAAUUCCUGAAAAGGAACAUAAAAACAUUCUUUACAAUUGAAAGGUGUGGGUGGGAACUUGCUGUCCACCUAUUUCCCUCCCUCAUUUGUUUUCUACAGCAGAACUUUAAUUUUCACAUUUUCUUUGACAAAUUGGUUUGUGAUGCCAAAUGCAGUUGUCCGGUGAACUCAUAGGAACUCUGUUUUGCAGGUACUGUACAGGUGAAACCUGGAAAAUUAGAAUAUCGUCGAAAAGUGCAUUUAUUUCAGUUAUGCAACUUAAAAGGUGAAACCAAUAUAUGAGAUAGAUGCAUGACAUACAAAGAUAUGUCAAGCCUUUAUUUGUUGUAAUUUGUCAUUGGGCAGGUCAAUUACGAAAGGAAUAUAAUUAAUGAAAUGUAAUAGCAAUGUUCAUUUUUGUUCAUUUUUGUAUGAUUGUAACACUUUGUUUUAUUACUGUGGAAUUUCCAAAGGAAAGCAUUUGUAAAAAUUAAAAAUUAAAUAAAAUUGCAUUACUGAAAUAAAUUCACUUUUCGACGAUAUUCUAAUUUUCCGAGUUUCACCUGUACUACAGUUGGACUUUGUGUUCUUUUUGCAGUAUUUUGUGAAUGCUUAUUUUAAUCUAUGUAAUAUGUCAGUCAUAUCACAAUUUGAGAUAUCCAAGGCUUUGCAUCAAUUCAUGUAGCAUUUCUGAUUUCACAGAGGAAGAGCUUAGAAUAAGUGCUUGUAUAGAGGCCUGUUUCUCAUGGAGGUGGCAAAACCUCAGACUGAGCUGUAGUGCUACAGACUCCAGUUGGAGGCACUCAUGAUUGACUGGUUUUUUCAUGCCAAAAAUGUUCUCUCUAUGUAAAAACAACAACAACCAUGUACAUUUGGGGAGAAGAAAAACUGGAUUGUGUCCGGUGCAGGGUGACAAAGAUAGUAAGGGGCCUUGGGAUCAAGUCCUACAUCUAAAGGUUGAAGGUGCUGAGUAUUUUUAGCAUGGAAAAGAGCCAAUGUCUUUAAAUAUUGAUAGAUAUAAAUGAUGGAAGAAAUUUGUUUUCUGCUGCCCCAUAAUGUAGUACCCAAACUAACGGGUUCAAAUGACAGGAAGGGGGAUUUUGACUAAAAUUUAGGAAGAACUUAAACUUAUCCAUCUGUGGAACAGACUGCUUUGGAAGGUGAUAGAUUCUCCAUUACGUUUCCAAUAUGAAGUUGCUUAGUUACCUGUUGGGAAUGCUGUAGCCAUGAAUUUCCUACAUCCCGUGCGGGGGUAGGAGGAGAUGCCUUUUUAAGGUACCUUCCUCUUCCUGUGAAUUGACUUGUUGACAAGUAAAAGGAUUUCUUUUGUGAGGAGAAUUCAUCGUGUAGGCAUUCUGCAGUCUGGAGCAGUAAAUUCCAGUGACAUGUUUUCCAUCUUGCAUAGAAAAUGGCCUCUUAUGUAUGAGGGUUUAUUGUUACGUAUGGUUUAUUCUAAGCUGACUCACUCCCUUUUUCUUUCUUUUAACUCCAUGAAGCUGCUCACGAGUAAGCUCUGUGGAAACUUGCUAAAUGACAACUAUUCUGAGCAGGAACAUGUCCUGUCUUCAAAUGAGUGGGUAUCCUCAUGCCAGUUUUGUAAUAUAGCAGGCACUUCCCUUCUACCGAAGUUAUACUCCCUGCAAUCUCUAUAAGGCUUCUUGACUCUACACAGAAGUCACUUGUGGGUGAAUCAAGUUUUUGGCAAGUCUUGCGUUCUCAAGGCCUUUGCAAACCCCUUUUGGGGCAAGUGACAUGCUAUGUUGUGCUUCUGGAAUUUAUUUUAGAAAAUGCUGUUUAGAGAGCAGCUUGCAUAAUAUGUUAAAUAAAGAUCUCCUGCUAACCAUGA
This is a messenger RNA of Zootoca vivipara (common lizard), 8089 nucleotides long. RefSeq names its product G-patch domain containing 2 like (gene GPATCH2L). The record is from RefSeq and is a predicted model, not a curated record. NCBI's taxonomy places the organism in Eukaryota, Metazoa, Chordata, Lepidosauria, Squamata, Lacertidae.